AUGGAGUUCUCCAUGAAGUUUCUUGCAAUCAUGUCCCUCUCGCUGUUGGUUUCCAUGUCCACUGAGAUGGGAGGUCCUCUAUUGGCAAAUGCCCAGUGCGCCUGUAAUCCAAUAACUUGUGAUACAGCGUGCAACAUUCAUGGCUACAAUCGAGGAUGUUGCGAAUUUUCUGCAUGGUACAGAGGCUUUCUUUGUGUUUGCUCCAACCAAGACAUAUGUCUACAACGCACCACAAUGGAAGUAAAAAUUGGUGAGAAGACUAUGAUGAUUGAGGCAACACCCAAAAGGUCUUUCAUCAAGGAGCCAGUUGAUUGA
Fraxinus pennsylvanica is the source of this 315-nucleotide messenger RNA. The record is from the annotation of a GenBank genome assembly. Lineage: Eukaryota; Viridiplantae; Streptophyta; Magnoliopsida; Lamiales; Oleaceae.